Trichomonas vaginalis G3 is the source of this 210-nucleotide messenger RNA. Its product is annotated as hydrid cluster protein-associated redox disulfide domain protein family. Bases 1 to 210 code for a protein of 69 amino acids. NCBI's taxonomy places the organism in Eukaryota, Parabasalia, Trichomonadida, Trichomonadidae. The transcript has a single exon. The record is from RefSeq and is a predicted model, not a curated record.
AUGAAAAUUAAAAAAGAAAUGUUAAUCGGACAAAUUCUUUCAGAAAAGCCUGAAUCAAUUGGUACUCUAAUGAGUUUUGGAAUGGGAUGCAUCAUGUGCCCAUCUUCUCAAAUGGAAACUCUUGAAGAAGCAGCAAUGGUUCAUGGUAUAGAUCCUAAUACGAUUGUAGCUGCUCUUAAUGAAGAUCACAAAGAAGAAGCGGAAGCUUAA